Knipowitschia caucasica is the source of this 243-nucleotide messenger RNA. Lineage: Eukaryota; Metazoa; Chordata; Actinopteri; Gobiiformes; Gobiidae. The record is from the annotation of a GenBank genome assembly.
AUGGGUGUUGGGGGUAAGGGGGGUAAUUGGGAUAGUUUUGUGGGGGGGGGAGGGGGGUAUGGGUGUGGGGGGAUAGGGGUUAAGGUGGGGGUAUUGGGGUGGGGGGGUAGGGGGUUAAGUGGUAAGGGUAUGGAUGAGGAUGGAAGAGGGUGGGUGGGCCUGGGGGGGGGGUGGGUGAUGGGGGUGUGGGGGGUGGGAAUGGUGGGGGGGUGGAGGGGGGGUGGGAAUGGUUGGGGGUGUUAA